Molecule: messenger RNA, 643 nt
Organism: Arabidopsis arenosa
Lineage: Eukaryota; Viridiplantae; Streptophyta; Magnoliopsida; Brassicales; Brassicaceae
Source: the annotation of a GenBank genome assembly
GAGAGAGAAAUCUAAAUUCGAGAAGAAAAGUUUUAAUUUUUUUGAGGUUAGAUUCAAUGGAAGAGAUCACGGAAGGAGUUAACAACAUGAACUUGGCUGUUGAUACCCAGAAGAAGAAUCGGAUUCAAGUUUCCAACACUAAGAAACCAUUGUUCUUCUACGUCAAUCUCGCCAAGAGGUACAUGCAGCAGUACACUGAUGUCGAAUUGUCUGCACUAGGAAUGGCCAUUGCUACUGUUGUUACGGUUGCUGAGAUAUUGAAGAACAAUGGCUUUGCUGUUGAAAAGAAGAUCAUGACCUCGACUGUGGAUAUCAAGGAUGAUUCAAGGGGUCGUCCUGUGCAGAAAGCCAAGAUUGAGAUCACGCUUGCCAAGUCUGAGAAGUUUGAUGAAUUAAUGGCUGCAGCCAAUGAAGAGAAGGAGGCUGCAGAAGCCCAAGAGCAGAACUAGAUUGUUUCAAGUUUUUUCUGUUCAAUGAUCUUAUUUCUUCGUUCCCUAUCUCUCUGCUUAAUUUUAAGACACUUUUAUUUGUUCUAUUUCGUUAAUUUUUGGUUCACUUUUUGAUGUCACCUUGGAUUGUGUCCUCUCUACCUCUGAACAAUUUUAUUUAAAGAUCGUAGGAAGUAUAAAAGUUGGCUUCGUUA